Molecule: messenger RNA, 1894 nt
Organism: Harmonia axyridis
Lineage: Eukaryota; Metazoa; Arthropoda; Insecta; Coleoptera; Coccinellidae
Product: putative zinc metalloproteinase C607.06c
Exons: 5
Coding region: 162-1604 (480 amino acids)
Source: RefSeq, a predicted model, not a curated record
CCAUCAAUUAUUUGAAACGAUCCAUCCGAUGAAUAGACCAAGACCUUUUGUUGUCCAAAUCUCCAAUGCGCUUGUGCGUGAAUACAACUACCGUGAAAAACGUUCCUGAAACUUAAAAAAUCGACUAAAUUUCUGAAGUCUUGGUGUUAGAAGCGAACGAAAUGGCCCAACCUCAACAUAUUUUAAUAGAAAAUUUUUCUGAUGGUGAAUUGAUUUCCUAUCCAUUGAUCAUACUCAAAGGAUUCAUUGACAAGCAACCAAAUCACCAUUGCAACGAGAACCAAGAUCACACUGUAUAUCUACAACAUUCCAAUAAUAACUACGCUUACAAUUGUCGAAGUGAUCAAUUUAAGUUCAUUCUCCACUUGAAAGAAGGCACAAAUGAAAUAAAAGUGAAAUAUUGUUGUGACGAUGUCCUGCUACGUUUAGAAUAUUCCCCAAGAUUAACAAAAUAUACGGUGUGUCCCCUAUACAUAAUAUGCAAGGGCCAUGAUGGAAGAUUUCAAGCUCCAGAAAAUCAAGAUAACUCUGAAGAAAGCGCAUGUAAGAGGAUAAUGUUAAUUGCCAAAAUGUUACAGAGCGUUACUGCUGAAAAACUGUACGAGAAGACUUUGGUCAGAAAAACUUUUUCAUUGGAGAAUCAGUGCCAAAUUUUUCGUAGUGGGUUAUCUCAAUCAGAUGCUGUAGAAAUGAACGAAAGGCAACUUUGGGAACAUAUAGGAAGGGAAAUUAUGAAAUCUGAGCUGGGCAAUGAUAGAAGGAAAUAUCUGGGAUUUCUGUCAUGCACUAGGUACUGUCGAGAAAAAUAUGACCCAGCAUUUACAACCCAUCAACAACUCAUAAAUAUAACAGAAUCAUAUGUAGCCCUAGGUGGUGGUGGUCUAGCUCUUUUUGGUUCUGCCAGUUUUCACACUUGGCCUGAAGAUAUGGAAGAGAUAGUGAGAAAAUUUGAAGAUCAAACUCCUGUCGAUAAAACAAAAUUUCUAGACGACAGCUGCUAUAGGAGCACCCUUGGCGCAUGUUUCUCCACCAGUUUGGGUUCCGUACUACACGAACUCUGUCACACUUUUGAUCUAGGACACACCCAAUCUGGUAUCAUGGCCAGAGGUUUCGACAAUAUUUACAAAGUCUUCACGCCGCACAACGAAGACGAUCAUAGAAUAUCAGCGAAUUUCCACAAAACCAUAGAAUUCAGGGAAAAGUUCGAGCCAAAAUUGUUGUCCGAAAGACUAAAAGAUGUGCCAAAGGAAUUUCAAGUGACUGGGUCCACCAAGACUGAAAGAGACGUGGAUGAUACAUUCUGGACCAAAAGUUGUGCCACAAUACUCAGUUAUCACAGGUGGUUCAAUGAUUUUCCUGAAAGUUCAACCUAUGUUCUGAAAUAUGACGAAAACACAAAAGUGUUCUUGUCAACAGCAGGUUUGCGUGUAGUUGAAUUGAGAAGAUCAAACGACGAGAUGGUUUUAAGAGACUGGGUUUUCACAGGAAAAAUCUUGAAGUAUUCAUUUCCCAUUCCAGUCGACGUGAAGGAACAAGAAGGUGUUUCCGAUUCGAUAAUAUUCGCUGAAGAUAAUGUUGGAAACAUUUUGAAAUCGAAAUUUUGAAGGGAAUAGCACACCAAUGAGAAAUUUAAAAAAUUCGAAGUACUUCCAAAUGUAGAUAAAUUAAAAAGUAGAUAGGUAUUUACUAUAAAUAUUAAUGUAUUGGAUUGUAGAUUUCAGAAAUUAGAGAACUCUUGAACGGGUUCAGCCUAAAAGUUGUGAUAUUCUAUAGAAUUCGUAGAAAUCUAUUGUAAAAAUUAUUGAAUUAUAUAAAAGCACAAUUUACUGUACAAUUGUGUUAUACAAAUGGCAUUUAUGUGUAUUAUUUUAUUUAUUUUAAUGGCCGUUUUAGG